Molecule: messenger RNA, 640 nt
Organism: Ctenopharyngodon idella (grass carp)
Lineage: Eukaryota; Metazoa; Chordata; Actinopteri; Cypriniformes; Xenocyprididae
Product: histone H2A-like
Exons: 1
Coding region: 110-598 (162 amino acids)
Cellular component (GO): nucleosome
Molecular function (GO): protein heterodimerization activity; structural constituent of chromatin; DNA binding
Source: RefSeq, a predicted model, not a curated record
UCAUCUCCUCCGUCACAAAUACUUGUGCAUAAUUAUUCCCGCCAGAAAGGGGGUUGGGCUUUGGAGGGAAGUUCAGUGAUUGGUUUGAAUCUUUAUAGACUCUAAACCAAUGGGUGACUGGCACUCUUGUUUAAAGACAGCAAGUGGAGCCACGAAAACUCAUUCUUCUGUUUUUAUUUGCGAAGCUUGUAGUAAAUUAUUUGGACUGAAAAUGAGUGGAAGAGGUAAAACCGGUGGCAAAGCAAGAGCCAAGGCUAAGACUCGCUCAUCCAGGGCAGGACUGCAGUUCCCUGUCGGCCGUGUUCACAGGCUUCUCCGCAAAGGCAACUACGCCGAGCGCGUCGGUGCUGGUGCCCCUGUUUAUCUGGCGGCUGUGCUCGAGUAUCUUACCGCUGAGAUCCUGGAAUUGGCUGGAAAUGCCGCUCGGGACAACAAGAAGACCCGCAUCAUUCCCCGUCAUCUGCAGCUGGCGGUGCGUAACGACGAAGAGUUGAACAAACUUCUGGGCGGAGUGACCAUCGCUCAGGGCGGUGUGCUGCCCAACAUCCAGGCUGUGCUGCUGCCCAAGAAGACCGAGAAACCCGCCAAAUCCAAAUAAGGGGAUUCAGUCUGUUUUAUUGAUACCCAAAGGCUCUUUUAA